Molecule: messenger RNA, 1279 nt
Organism: Galdieria sulphuraria
Lineage: Eukaryota; Rhodophyta; Bangiophyceae; Galdieriales; Galdieriaceae
Product: Ras-related GTP-binding protein
Exons: 1
Coding region: 10-1239 (409 amino acids)
Biological process (GO): regulation of autophagy; cellular response to starvation; positive regulation of TOR signaling
Cellular component (GO): lysosome; nucleus; Gtr1-Gtr2 GTPase complex
Molecular function (GO): GTPase activity; GTP binding
Source: RefSeq, a predicted model, not a curated record
UGAACAACGAUGGACCGAGAUACGCAUAGUUUAAAAGCAACUGUGAGUUCCUAUACAAAGUAUGCUAAAGACUUGGGUCCCUAUUCAGUACCGGAAGAAGAAAAAGUGAAGGGCAAUGUGAUAACUGAAAGUUCUCUUUCUGCCCUUUCACAGUCAAGCAAAGCAUCUCCUUCGUCUACAAACAAGUGUAAUAUAGCUUUGGGAGGUUUAGCAAGAUCAGGUAAAACGAGCAUUCAUAGUGUUAUUUUCCACAAGAUUUCUCCACACGAAACUCUAUUCUUAGAAAGCACGGGUCGUAUUGUAAAACAUGUUGUCAGUCAUAGCCCCUUUUGUCAGUUGGAACUUUGGGAUUUACCUCCUGAACUUUUACAAAGUGAUUCAGAAAGUUCUCCUUCUUUGGAAGAUAUAGUUAGUAUUUGUUCAGCUCUUAUAUUUGUCUUGGAUACUACUACAGAAACUCCAGAUGAGACUUUGCAGUUACUUCAUCAAACUAUCGUCAGGUGCUAUAAUGUCAAUCCGCAAAUUCAUAUGGAAGUAUUUAUUCAUAAGACAGAUGUUCUAUCGGAUGAACAAAAGUUAUCCUUUCAAAGAGAGAUUCAGGAACAUGUGGAUGGGGAGUUACGAGAUAUUGGAUUGGAUCGAGUGGUUAGUCAAGUAUCUUAUCGCCUUACUUCCAUAUUUGAUCAUUCCAUUUAUGAAGCAUUUUCUCAAGUCCUUGAGAAGUUGCAUCCACAGACUUGUCUUUUGGAACGACUUUUAGAUACUUUUGUUGGUUAUAGUGGCAUAGAGAAUGCUUUUCUAUUUGAUGCUGUUUCUAAAUUAGUUGUAGCAACGGAUUCUUCACCAGUUCAUGGAAAUGACUUUGAGCUUUGUUCAGAUAUGAUUGAAGUAGCUAUAGACAUUAGUGGAAUUUAUAGUUUUGGAAACCCUAGAAACCAUACAAAGGAGGAUUCUAUUCAAGAUAGUCAUCCCGUUGGAGAAGAGUCUUUUAUUUUGGAUCACUGGAAUAUUUCUUCGUCUUGUGGUUACUUUUUUCAAGACUCGAGUUGUUGGUGCACCAUACGUUUAGGAAAUGGAAUAGUAUUACAUAUGAAAAGUGUUGGACAUUAUCUUUGUUUGGUUUUGAUGGCGAGAGGAGAAAUAUUGGAUUCCAAUUGGGGUUUAGUAGGUUAUAAUAUUCGUGUCUUUAGUGAAUGUCUUUCCAAGGUUAUCAAGUCAACGAGAUGUUGUGAUGCAUAAAGUUUGUAUUUCUACACAAAAUGAAUGGAACAUCGAUUCA